AUUCGAAACAUUGCCAUAUUAGUUGUAUUUUAAGAGUCGUACUUUAUGGUUGUUGUAAGCGCGAAACGCACAAGCCUAUCAACCAGAUAACCAGAUCAACUUGUCGUAAACGGAUAUUUUUACAAUAAAAAAAAUAAAUGAAAAACAAAAGCGAAUGAAACAGAUAGAAAAACAAAAAAAGGCAAAAAAUACCUAUAAGAAACAAAAAUAUUUUAUUAAACAAAAGAAAUAUAUUAAAAUAAACCAAAACACCUAGCAAAUAAAAAUAAGAAAUAAAUUUUAAAAGUUUUCAAGCAACAAGUGCAGUGAAGUUUUCUUAAAAUCUUGUCAAAAAGAUACCUGGUUAUAAAUGAUUUAUGAUUUAUAAAUUGUGAGUUUUUCUUUAUUGUGUGUUUAGAAAAGUUAAAUCAUUGCAACUAUUCACAAUAUAUUUUAUCUAAAACAACAGUUAUAGUAAAACAAAAACCUAUCGUUCGAUCGGUGUUCGAUUUUUCUCUCAUCCGUUUUGUGUGUGCGAGUUUUUUUUUUCUUAUUUUGUCUUCUUCAUUUAUUGGUUUUGUUACCAAUUUUCGCUGUGUAUGUUUGUUUGUGAGCUACCGUAGUCGCAGCCGCUAUCUGUCUGUCGGUCGGUCGUUUGUCCAACUAUGUAUGGUGUUAUGUUGAAUUGUGGCUAAACAACGGAAUCCCCCGCGUGCGCCUUCAACUUCUAGCAGCCAAGAAGAAAAACGAAAAAAAAAAACAAAACACAACAACACUCUUCAUAAUACAUUACAAAAACCAAGCAAGAAUCAAAGUCUCAUCGGUUUGUGGUGUUUCAACGACAACGUUAACGUAGACGCCUGCCUGCCUUCUUGUCAACGCAGAUCCCAUAUAACACACCAACUCCUCACUUAACAAAAGCAAAAUACGAAACAGUUGAAAAGAGUUGAGCUUACACACAAUUAUUAUGAAUUUUGUCGCUGUUUCAAGUUUUUAUUUUUUGUCAUCGUGUAUUGAGGUGUAUUGGCGCGGUGGAGUUUAAGCAUUCACACACUAUCCAAGCAACCAACCAACCAACCAACCUCCCCCCAAAAUUCCCCACACACCAGACAGAAACAACAAACCAUAAAGAAAACGAUUUACAAAAAAAUAAAAUAUAACAGAAAUAUUUUUAAAAAACAAAACAGAAAAUAAAAAAUUGUUAAUGUGUGGUGCUAGCAGCUAGAGCUCCAAAAUCCCCACACGCAGCACUCACACAACCAGAGCGAGUUAUAGUGUCUGCUGCUGUUGCUCUUUGGAUAUUUGGUGGAUAACUUAACUUCUCUCCUUCGUUCUCUCUCUCUCUCUCGGUUAAUUCUACCUUUGCUCACUGUGUGAGUUGCCUUGUUUUGGAAGCAUUUCAGUUAUAUUUUCUUGUUGUUGUUGUAGGGGGAUCUUUGCAGUGUUGUUUUUGUCUCAGUUUAUUUAACCAAACCAAACGAAACAAAAAAAAAAUCAUUUAAAUUUUAAUUGAAAAAAAGUACCCAGCUAGAAAUACGAUACAACUGCGAAGCAGAAGAAAUACAUACCUGGCAAAGUGGAAAAAAGCGCAAAACCCCAAAAAAAGCAAAAAUCAUAAGCAAUAAAAUAAAACAAAAACAAAAAAUAAGAAAAAAACCAGCAACGUGUUAAGUUAAUAUUUUCACUUUUUUUCGUCGAUUUUUAUGUGUGAUGUUGGUUGGUGGUGGCUGCUCAAAUUUCAGAGCUUUAUCUUCUUUGGAGCCGAAUAGAAAAUUAUAAUUUAUGUUUUAGAAAUUUUUGAAGAUUUUCUUCUUGUGAGUGGAGUAUCCACAAACAAAAAAAGAUCAAAUAUUGUGGUGUGUGUGCAUGUGUUAGUUUUAAUUAACCAAAUAACAGUGAAUGAGAAGGGGGUGCAUUAAGGCUUACCACUACCCCAUUAACAUCGACGAGCCCAUGCCGGUUGCCGAGUGAAAAUUCAGACUCCAUGGUAGCCGAUUUAUAGCAGUCUUUGGAUAUUUUUUUCAAAUAUUUUCCAAAAAAGAUUUCUUCCUAUAUACAAACUUUUGACAAAUAUUUUAAUUUGAUGGCAGAAUAUUAUAUUACAAAAGAUACCAAAAUGUCAUCAAUAUUUAUAACCAGCUGAUAUGCUUCAUUAGCUGAUUGUUUUUAUAUUUACUGACCACACAUUGGGCGCUACUGUUUUGGUUUGAAGCAACCAUAGUUUGCUUUUCCAUUACCUUUUACGAGCGCAUCAACUUUAGUCUUCCUCCUUUUUUUUUGGAAGAGAGGCGGCAUUUUUAUUGCUAAAUAUCCUCCAAGUGAUAUUCGUUUGUAAUUAAAAACUCCAAAAGAAAAAGUAGCACUAAAACUGAAUUGGCUUCAGCCUUAGUCUAAUACCCAUUUCUACAUUCAUUAUCGUCUUAAAUAAAAAUCCAAUGCCAUAUUUUCCCAAUAUCAGUAAAAUGAGCAACAAAAUGAGCAGUAAUACAUCUUUGGACAAUACCUCCGAUCAGGAUUACAGUGAGUUCCUCAAUGAAUAUCUACUACAUACACAUUCACCGCAUAAUGAGCCGGAAAUACAAUAUGAAGAGGGCGAAUUUGAAGCUGAAUGGCUAAUUUCUGCUGGUUUUCCACAAUUAACCAAACCAUUUGAGCAGGGUCUUGAAUUGAGAACCUCUGAAUUGGAACCGAUUUUAGCUUCUUUGUCAAAACCUCAUGCCGAUGCCAUCAAACAAAGAGUACGCACUCUAAAUCAAACGGUUCGAGGUCGCACCAAGAAUCGCCAGAAACGUAAACCCGAUAUCAGAGAUGUUUUUCGAGACUUUGAUGAAUCAAGUACUGGCACUAGAUCACGCAGUGCUACCCCAGAUUCACUGGACUCCAUACCGGGUGACGAAGUAUGGGGCAAUACAUCCAUUCCCAGUUUUGUCAGCAUAUUUGAUCAUGGCAAUACGACAGACAAUGGAAAUGGUCAUUCGCCUCUGUUCUCGGGUAAAAGCCUUAAGCAAAAAUUACGCCGUACUCCAAGUGCUCCCCUGAAAGGUUCUACCGAUAUAUUCCGUGGCAAUCAUGUGCGCUGUGAUAUUCCCAUGUAUUCGGCCGAGGGUAUAGAACUUUUGGGAUUUUCUCGUAUUGGAACCAUACACAUACCAAGAAAUAGAAAUCGCUCAGGAUCGGAUCCUUCAUGCUCGGUGGGACGAGCCCGCGGUGAAAUGAUGACCCAGGAUUCUCAAAGUGAUAACAACACAUCUUCGGGUGAUUCAAGUGAUGAAUGCCUUUCAAAUCACAACAGAUUAUCGAAUUCUUCGUCUCCUGAGUCUUCGCCCCAAAAGAUUUUCGAUAAGAUACAUUUGGAUACACCACCACAGAGUGUGCAGAAUUCCCCCUCAUCCAGGGAUGGUAUAAGUUUUGAGAGUAUGUGCCGUGAGACCUCUAGUCAAGAUGGAGUGGAUACUGUCGAUAGCAGUGAUUUAUCAUUGGAAUUUUACUCCGACAUUGAUACUAUUAACGAAACGGAAUUGAAGCGUUUACAACCUUUAUUUUGGUUGGAAUUGGCUUCCAUAUUCGAUCGUAAUCAUGUCCAAUUGGACAAACGGAAACCUGUCAAGCGUCGCCGCAAAGAGGAGGGCAAAUUAUUUGGUGUUUCUCUGAAUGCUUUGAUACGACGUGAUCAGCAGAUCACUGGUACAGAUUCAACAUUGGUGCCUUUAUUCUUGGAGGGAUUAUUGGAUGAAUUGAGUAAACGCGGUGCCCGCGAAGAAGGUAUUCUACGUGUCGCUGGACAUAAACAAAAGACUGAAUUACUUUAUCAAGAACUUGAAUCGAGUUUCUAUCAAAAACCAAAAAAAUUCCAACAGCUUCUUAGCUCGGCUAGUGUGCACGAUCUGAGCGCCUUGUUGAAGCGUUGGUUGCGUGAACUACCCCAACCCCUGCUAAGCAACGAACUCAUCCAGUUGUUCUAUCAGUGUCAUGCUCUCCCGCCCACAGAUCAAGCCAAAGCUUUGGCCAUCAUAUGCCAAAUGUUGCCGCAUGAGAAUCGCAAUACGCUGCGCACUUUGUUGCGCUUCCUCAACUAUGUGGUCGAUCAAAAGGAUUUGAAUAAAAUGAAUUUGCACAAUGUGGCCACCAUUAUUGCCCCAUCAUUCUUUCCGCCGCGUUUUGUGCAUCCCAUCGAUAAGAAUAGCAUAGAGGAUCAGGUGAAAAUGGCCGCACAAUGUUGUCGCCUGACCAACGUUUUGAUAACACGCGGCGAAACCCUAUUCCAAGUGCCAAAUAAUCUGAUAGAGGAGUCCAAAGCAUCAAAUAAGCGACAGGGCAAACGUGGUUUACAUAGACGUGUCAAGGCCACCACGUCUCUGCUGCAUGUAAGCAGUUCACCUAUCAGCACCAAUAACAACAAUAAUAGCCCCAGCAGCAACAACAACAACAAUAAUAAUAGCAAUAACAAUAAUGUUAACACUAAUCACAACAAUACCAGUACCAUAUCCAUUGGAGAGAAUGGCAGUAUGGUAACACGUCAACAGUCAAUCAAUCCAAGUCAUGUACAUCGCCUAAUUAUCUAACUGCGAAACCAUUCAAAUGUCAUCUAUGUCAAAAUGAUGGUUGUUUUUUAAUUUUAUUUUCUUCUUUUCAAAGGCAAACAGGACCAAAGAGUCAAAUCUUCCAUAAACACACAAAAAAAUUAUUAAACUACAAAUAAAUUACAUAAAACACAAAAUCACAUUGUGGAUAAUGAACAGAAAGGUGUCUAAACAAAAUCAUGUUUAAUUUGAAUAAAAAAUAUCGAAAUUUUUUUCAUU
Stomoxys calcitrans (stable fly) is the source of this 4778-nucleotide messenger RNA. It is a transcript of the gene conu, whose product is annotated as rho GTPase-activating protein conundrum. The transcript has 13 exons. The record is from RefSeq and is a predicted model, not a curated record. Gene Ontology annotation, molecular function: GTPase activator activity. Bases 2415 to 4541 code for a protein of 708 amino acids. Lineage: Eukaryota; Metazoa; Arthropoda; Insecta; Diptera; Muscidae. Gene Ontology annotation, biological process: regulation of actin filament polymerization; signal transduction; regulation of small GTPase mediated signal transduction. Gene Ontology annotation, cellular component: cytoplasm.